AUGAGUACUAUCAAGAGAAGAACUGAUAUUGCCUCUACUUCAGGAAGCAAAUCAGAAUCUCAAAUUGUUGUUACUCAUAUUCAAAGACCCUCUGAUAUUCAGGAUUUUAAAUUUAAAUCUUUUGGUGACUUAGAAGAACUUCUUGAUAAAAAGUUAUCCGGUUUGAAUAUCAAACCCAUUGAUUUAUCAAAUAAUUUUGCUGAUAAAUUAGAUGCUACUUUUGACUAUAAAAAGGAUGUUUUGUCAGAGUUUAAUAAACUCAGAAGUUACCUCAAAAAGAAUAGUAAGUUUGCGAAUAGCAGAUAUGCUGAUAAACCCAGAAUGCAAACUUAUUAUUACAAUCGUCCAACUCCUCAAGAUGUUUUAAUAGAGGAACGUGAUUGGAAUCAGACUAAUACGUCUUACUGUGGUUUUACUGGCCAACUUCGUGGCUGGUGGGAUAAUUAUCUGACUAUCGAAGAUAGAGCAAUGAUUAUUAAUGCUCAAGCCACUGAUGAAGGAGUUGAUAACUUAGGAAUGACCUUAGUGGCAAAUAGAGAAGAUGCUGUUUAUACCCUUAUUCUUACUAUUUUAGAACACUUUAAUGGUAGAUUUACCAAUCAGAAUGAGACUGUUCGUACUCUCCUUAAUGGCCUUAGAUGUAAGACCUUAAGUGAAUUUAGAUGGUAUAAACACACUUUUAUGAGUAGAGUGAUGGAACUACCUGAAAAUAAGUUUGAUCAUUGGAAAGCCAAGUUCAUAGAUGGCCUUCCCUCUUUAUUUGCUGAAAGAGUUAGAAAGAUUCUAAGAGGUAGUUAUGGUGAAAUUCCAUACAGAGACUAUACCUACGGUAAACAGCUUAAAAUGGAUAGGCUUAAGGAAAAAUCCCAGUUAGAAGAUUUUUGUACUCAGUUCGGUAUACCCGAGACUUCUACUCAUAAGAAGAAGAAACAUAAGUAUCAUAGAUACCCCAACCAAGACAGUCCUUAUAGGAGAAAGAGAUCUAGAUAUAGAUCCAAAGAAGAACGAGAAGCUAAGAAAGCCCAUCGUAAGGCUACUAGAUUUACCAAAAAUAGGUCUAAGAGAGACCUAGCUGACAUUAAGUGUUAUAAGCGUGAUAAAUUUGGCCACAUAGCUCCGAAUUGUAAGCUUCAAAAGCUGAAAACCUUAGGACUAGACGAUGAGCUACGUGAUAAGGUUUAUAGUUUGUUAUACACUUCUGGUGAAGUUGAAAACUUGAAACGAGAGAUCAAAUCUCUUAAACAAAAUCAAAUGAUUUGUGAUCAUAGGAUUACUCAGAUUGAGAAAAUCAAUUCUCCAGCUGAGAAAUCUAAUGAUAAAAAUAAAGGUAUUUUUGAAAAUGAUAUUGAAGAAAAACCUAUUAGUUUUAAUCCUAAACAUGAUAAUUUCUGUGAGGAUGAUAUUCCUACUAAAUCUCGACCUUGUCAGAUGAAUGCAGAAUUGGUAGAAUUUUGCAAAAAAGAGAUUGAUAGUUUGCUAUCAAAGGGUUUGAUAAAAUCCUCAAAAUUCCCUUGGUCUUGUACAGCUUUUUAUGUUAAUAACGCAGCUGAAAAGGACCGUGGAGUUCCUAGAUUAGUCAUUAAUUAUAAACCCUUGAAUAAAUAUUUGAAGUGGGUUAGGCUAAAAAAGAAUUAUAAAAAUCCUUGGACUGAUAAUCAUACUACUUUGGUUAAAAAUAUUAAGCAGCGUGUUAAAUCUUUACCUUGCUUAAACCUUGCUAAUCCUGCAUGGCAAAAGAUUAUAGAGACUGAUGCGUCUAAUAUUAAUUACGGAGGGAUUUUGAAACAGGACGACUUAUACAAUCAAAAUUUUUUGAUAAAAACUGAUGCACAGUCUGUUAGAUAUAUGUUUAACAAAGGCUUUAAACAUGACGCCUCGAAAAUGAUAUUUGCAAGAUGGCAGGCACAAUUAGCCCCUUUUGAUUUUGAGAUACAAUAUAAAAAGGGAAUUGAUAAUUCUCUGCCUGACUUUUUAUCUCGUGAAUAUCUACAGGAUGGAACCCCCCUGGGGUAG
Molecule: messenger RNA, 2013 nt
Organism: Nicotiana tabacum (common tobacco)
Lineage: Eukaryota; Viridiplantae; Streptophyta; Magnoliopsida; Solanales; Solanaceae
Source: RefSeq, a predicted model, not a curated record